Molecule: messenger RNA, 1248 nt
Organism: Ostertagia ostertagi
Lineage: Eukaryota; Metazoa; Nematoda; Chromadorea; Rhabditida; Trichostrongylidae
Source: the annotation of a GenBank genome assembly
GUUCGAAUCCGUUGCGCGUUCUAUGACUUCACUUAUCGCCGAAGGAGGUCAGCGACUUACGAUCGGCUCGACAGUCACCAUUGCGACGACAGGCCCAUUCAGUCCAAUUGCUAGUGCAUACUUGCUACGUCAAGCACUCGAUAUUGAGAAAUUCAAAGGACGUAUAAUGCACGCUUACGAUUACAGAGAUCCUAAAGGGUUCGAGGAUAAAAACGUGUUCCUGCUCGGAAUUGGGAAUUCGGCCCUAGAUAUUGCCGUGGACCUUGCAAAAGUUGCCAAAUCUGUAACGAUUUCAACAAGACGUGGUACAUGGAUUUUUAAUAAGGUGGCAGCCUGUGGAAUGCCUUAUGAUACUCUCUACAUGACAAGGUACUAUGACUGGUUCAUGGACAAUAUUCCCUGGACGGUGGCCAACGAUUUCAUGGAACAUAUAGUGCAACAGAGAAUGGACCACGAAUUGUAUGGACUCCGACCGAAUCACAGGUUCUUCCAACAACACCCAACAGUCAACGAUGUACUAGGAAAUUACAUUUGUUCUGGAUAUAUAACAAUUGCUGACGAUAUUGACACCUUCACUGCUGAUAAGGUGAUAGUGAAAAACGGCAGGAGCUACGACUGUGACAUUCUUAUCACGUGCACUGGGUAUACAUUUGGAUUCCCUUAUCUGGACAAGAAUAUCAUAAACAUUGAGCAUCACGAAGUUCCACUUUACAAAUUCGUCUUCCCUCCCAACAAUACAAAUCUAGCCGUGAUCGGGAUGAUCCAGCCAAUUGGAAGUAUUGUCCCCAUUUCCGAAAUGCAGGCUCGCUGGGUAUCGCAGGUAUUCCUCGGGAAGCUCAACCUCCCUUCAAAAGAUAAGAUGUUGGAAGACAUCGCCUUGAAGAGGCAAGCAAUGAAGCGACGAUAUUUCCAGAGCGAAAAACAUACGAUACAGGUUGACUACGUAAAGUACAUGGAUGAGAUUGCUUCAAUCAUUGGCUGCAAGCCUGAUCUUUGGAAGUUUGCGCUUUCCGAUCCGAGAUUCGCCCUACGCUUAUUCAUGGGAGCAAAUGUGCCCUAUGUCUACCGGCUAGUAGGACCGAACAAGUGGGAAGGCGCUGAAGAUGCACUUACGCUCAGUGCCGUACCGAAUAAAGAAGCCUCUCAAAGCUCGAGAAUGCAGAAUGCGAAAGCACAAACGUCGUGGAGUCAUGGCUCGCUGGGUAUCGCAGGUAUUCCUCGGGAAGCUCAACCUCCCUUCAAAAGAUA